AUGUCUGCCAAUAACAGGCUGGACGAGCACACGGACUCGAAAGCCACUUAUGACCUCAACAACGGCCAGAAGGCAAACAUCUGUCUCUGCUCGCACGAGCUCAAAUUGACUCCCAGUCGAGUGGAUUACAUGAGGUUCCACAAAGCCUUAUUUGAGUAUCUUCGCGCCAACAAGGCACACCUCGAAUUCGAGGAUGUCUUUGGAAAUCCGGCACGCGAAACCCUCCUUAAGACUGGAUGCGGCCAUGCUGCGAGAUGCUGCGUCACAGAGCCGCACGCGCACUCGUGGUCUGUGAACAAGAAAAACCGCGUAUCUCUUGAAGACGGUCUCUGA
Messenger RNA from Coniophora puteana RWD-64-598 SS2, 333 nucleotides. RefSeq lists its product as uncharacterized. Bases 1 to 333 code for a protein of 110 amino acids. NCBI's taxonomy places the organism in Eukaryota, Fungi, Basidiomycota, Agaricomycetes, Boletales, Coniophoraceae. The record is from RefSeq and is a predicted model, not a curated record. The transcript is spliced from 5 exons.